Messenger RNA from Astyanax mexicanus (Mexican tetra), 1295 nucleotides. It is a transcript of the gene spring1, whose product is annotated as SREBF pathway regulator in golgi 1. The transcript is spliced from 5 exons. Bases 185 to 706 code for a protein of 173 amino acids. The record is from RefSeq and is a predicted model, not a curated record. NCBI's taxonomy places the organism in Eukaryota, Metazoa, Chordata, Actinopteri, Characiformes, Acestrorhamphidae. Gene Ontology annotation, biological process: positive regulation of SREBP signaling pathway.
GCCCUGAAGUACCUGGACCUGGUGCACAUCCAGAAGAAAGCCUCCAUGGUGGUCCGCAGGCUGCUGCGCAGACGCUGGGUCCUGGGGGUCGUCCUCGGCUUGUCCCUCCUUUACUUUCUCACAAGCACCUUCAAACAGGCCUAAUCUACAGGUUUGAAGACGUAGAUCCCUCACUGAACACCUGAUGUAUUGUGUGCAGGAGGAGCGCCCCGUACACGACCGGACGCUCCUGCAGGCGAGGGAAUCCGACCACCACAUUCCCUGGAGAGUGAAGUUUAACCUGGGCAACAGCAGCAGGCAGAUCACGCAGUGCAGAAACUCCAUACAGGGGAAGGCGCUCCUCACAGACGAGCUCGGUUAUGUGUGUGAGAGGAAGGAUCUGCUGGUGAACGGUUGCUGUAAUGUGAAUUCUCCGAGCUCCAGGCAGUACAUCUGUAAGAGCUGCCUGCCCAACGGCUGCUGCAGUGUGUACGAGUACUGCGUCUCCUGCUGCCUUCAGCCUGACAAGCAACCUCUUCUGGAACGUUUUUUAAACAGAGCAGCAGAGGGGUUUCAGAAUCUCUUCACAGCAGUGGAGGAUCACUUCGAGCUGUGCCUAGCCAAAUGCCGCACCUCCUCACAGAGUGUCCAGCAUGAGAACACCUACAGAAACCCCCAGGCCAAGUACUGUUAUGGAGAUAGCCCCCCGGAGCUCCUGCCCAUCUGAAGCUUCUGAAUCACGUCUCGAUCAGAAACGUUCACAUUUCAGCUCGCCUAACGACGGAGUGUAGAUCUGUGUGAAGAGACGAUGAUAUGCUACCUCCCGCUUCAGGUUGUUUUUUUGGACAGUUUGGGUCUUUUUAAGUCCCAAAUAGGCGAUGAACUGAACCUAAAUCAUAAAAAUCAUAACGUGGCAGCGGGGAAGAAGGAUGGACGGAAUUGUGUACACUUCAUAAGUGCAUAGAACCAUCUUAACCUCAUCAGUGAUGAUCAUUUAUGUUGCUUUUUAGGCAGAACUGCAUUCAGAUACGCAUUUUUUUGUUUGUUUAUUUUAUAACGUGGUGCUGCAAGUAUUUUCAGGGCCACUUCAUGCUUUAUUAAAGACACGCCUUUCCAGGUAAAAUGAGCAGAAACUUCAGAUGCAUCGUCUACAUCCAGUGGGCGUGACGCUGCAAGCUGCGUUAUUGUUUCAGAUUAGACCAUUUAUUCAUAUACAUUCAUUAAAAUCUCAUAAAUUAAAGUGUAAUUCUAAUGUAGUGCAUAUGAAUGCAGUAAAUGUUGAUUCCAGUAGAAAAUAAAAGAAAAUACAAAACUUU